AUGAGCGCAAGCAACUUGUUUAGGUUUUUGCAAGUAACUCUGUUCCCGGGCAAGGGAAUAUGCAUCGGUUUAGCCAACGCACGCAAAGACAUACCAACCUCCAAACCUCCCUCACAAUCCCUCGGCUUACACAACGACAUCGAAUAUUUCUCCCCAUCAAUCGACAAAGUCUCCACCUUUCGGGCCCUCCCAAGCCCGAAAUCCGCACCGUACAAAUCAACCCUAGCCGAUCCAGACACGGAAAACAAACGCUUGCCCAAAACCGACCUUAUAGUCUUCGGCCCAUUCUCAAACCACUCCGUGAUUUUAUCCAUACCAUUCAAUUUGUUUUUUAUCUCAUCGGCUAUGGCCCUAGCCGCCAAGAAGAACCCGUCAGGCCCGAUUAGCUCAUGGUGCCGGAUUUUCGGCACCCCGCCUGAUAAGCAGUUGCCGAAGUAG
This is a messenger RNA of Striga asiatica, 438 nucleotides long. The record is from the annotation of a GenBank genome assembly. Lineage: Eukaryota; Viridiplantae; Streptophyta; Magnoliopsida; Lamiales; Orobanchaceae.